AUGUGAACCAUGCAGGUGGAUGCUGUUGUUGUGCUCUUCUGUGUGUGGAUCGUGGGCGCUGCCGGGAAGAUGACCCAGUCAAGAGGUCAGAAGCUGGAGAACUACAAACAGAGCAGGUCGCGGAGAGAGACCAGAAUGGAGGAGGGUGGAGGCCCGAAAACUGGAAGCCCGGUUUACAAGCGAAGUCCAGACAUGACAAAGUCCCUGAUGACUAAAUCGGAGCAGCUCCUGAGAAUAGACGACCACGAUUUCACCAUGAGGCCGGCGUUCGGAGGUCCUCCGAUUCCUGUUGGAGUAGAUGUUCAGGUUGAAAGUCUGGACACCAUCUCUGAAGUGGAUAUGGACUUCACUAUGACACUGUAUCUGCGUCACUACUGGAAGGACGAGCGGCUGGCGUUCCAGAGCAACAACAACCAGAGCAUGACCUUUGACAGUCGCCUGGUGAAGAAGAUUUGGGUUCCUGACAUGUUCUUCGUCCACUCCAAGCGUUCUUUCAUCCAUGACACCACCACUGAAAAUGUCAUGCUGAGGGUGUAUCCUGAUGGCAACGUCCUCUACAGUCUCAGAGUCACUGUCACUGCCAUGUGCAACAUGGACCUAAGUCGCUUCCCUCUGGACACCCAGACCUGCUCGCUAGAGAUUGAGAGCUAUGCCUACACAGACGAUGACCUGAUGCUGUACUGGAAGAAAGGAAACGAAUCCCUCAACACUGACGACAGAAUCUCUCUGUCCCAGUUCCUCAUCCAGAAAUUUCACACCACCACCAAGCUGGCUUUCUACAGCAGCACAGGCUGGUACAAUCGUUUGUACAUCCACUUCACCCUGCGGCGACACAUCUUCUUCUUCCUGCUGCAAACCUACUUCCCUGCCACUCUGAUGGUCAUGCUGUCCUGGGUGUCCUUUUGGAUCGAUCGCAGGGCCGUGCCUGCCAGGGUGCCACUAGGUAUCACCACUGUCCUGACCAUGUCCACCAUCAUCACCGGGGUCAACGCCUCCAUGCCGCGGGUCUCCUACAUCAAAGCAGUGGACAUUUACCUCUGGGUCAGUUUUGUCUUUGUCUUCCUGUCGGUGAUAGAGUACGCGGCGGUCAACUACCUCUCCACCGUGCAGGAGAGGAAAGAGAGGAAGCUGAGGGAGAGACUGCCGUGUACUUGUGGCAUAGGCAACCCAGACGACAUGAUGAUCGACCCCCAGAUCACUGGCUAUGGGUCCAUGGAUGUCAACACCACAGGGAAUUAUGGGAUGCCGGAGAAUGGCGGUCGCCAAGAUCGAAUCUUGUCCCAGGUGUCACUGAACGACCAGCAGAUCACGGGCCAAGUGGGGCCGUCCAGAGGCUACGUGAACAUUUGGAUAGACACCCACGUCAUAGACAAGUACUCAAGGGUUGUCUUUCCUGGUGCGUACAUCCUCUUUAACAUCAUCUACUGGUCCAUCUACUCAUAA
Messenger RNA from Limanda limanda (common dab), 1443 nucleotides. RefSeq names its product gamma-aminobutyric acid receptor subunit rho-1-like. Gene Ontology annotation, molecular function: neurotransmitter receptor activity; extracellular ligand-gated monoatomic ion channel activity; GABA-A receptor activity. Gene Ontology annotation, cellular component: synapse; GABA-A receptor complex; neuron projection. Gene Ontology annotation, biological process: nervous system process; regulation of membrane potential; chemical synaptic transmission. The record is from RefSeq and is a predicted model, not a curated record. NCBI's taxonomy places the organism in Eukaryota, Metazoa, Chordata, Actinopteri, Pleuronectiformes, Pleuronectidae. Bases 10 to 1443 code for a protein of 477 amino acids. The transcript has 10 exons.